CAAACGCUCACUUUCUUCUCCACCCUAUCCUCUUCCUUAUCACAUUUGCCUUGUAUUUUUCUUUUCUUCUUACUCCAAGGGAAAAAAAAAAGAAAGAAAGAAAGAAAAGAAAGAUAAAAAACAAAGGAUUGUUUCCCUUCAUCACACAGUUAUCCUUGUAACGAUUUAAAUUUUUUUGAUAAACAUGGACAAGCUUGUAGUGUUGCUACUCGGCAACGGUGGCCGUGAACAUACCAUUGCUUGGAAGCUUGCUCAGUCAGAAAAUGUGGAGCGUAUCUUUGUAGCUCCUGGGAAUGGUGGAACUGGUGCGGGAUUAAACAAGGUUGUGAACGUCAACAUUGGUGUCCUUGACUUCCCUGCCCUUACAAAAUUCGCUGUUGAGAACAAUGUUAAUCUUGUCGUCCCUGGACCUGAGCAGCCUUUGGUCGAGGGUGUCACCGCAGUUUUCCAGAGGAUUGGUAUCCCUGUAUUCGGACCAUCGAUCAAGGCAGCACGUAUGGAAGGCUCCAAGACGUUCUCAAAAGAUUUUAUGAAGAAGCACAGAAUUCCUACAGCUGCUUAUGAGAACUUUACAGAUGCCGCCGCUGCAAAGGAAUAUAUUCGUAAGGCUGAUUUCAGUGUGGUUCUGAAGGCCUCAGGUUUGGCCGCUGGCAAAGGUGUCCUCAUCCCUAUUAACAAAGAGGAGGCUUAUCAGGGUGUUGAUCAGAUUCUGGUAGACAAGGUCUUUGGCGCUGCUGGAAAUGAGCUUGUAGUUGAGGAAUUUUUGGACGGUCAGGAACUUAGCAUCCUUGCCUUCUCAGAUGGUUACACUGUCAUCCCCUUACCUCCAGCACAGGACCACAAACGUAUCUUCGAUGAUGAUCAGGGCCCCAACACUGGAGGCAUGGGCUGCUACUGCCCUACCCCUGUAGCUACACCUGAACUAUUGGCAGAUAUCAAACGUACGAUUCUGCAGCCAACGAUCGAUGGCAUGCGUCGUGAUGGAUUCCCCUUCGUCGGUAUCCUCUUCACAGGCAUCAUGCUCACGAAUGCUGGACCUAAAGUACUGGAAUACAAUGUCCGUUUUGGAGAUCCAGAGACCGAGGUCGUCUUGCCUCUAUUGAGCGAUGAUACCGACUUGGCCGAGGUCAUGUUGGCCUGCACAGAAGGUCGUCUCGACUCUGUCCGUGUCGGUAUCAAGCCUGGUUUCGCUGCCACGGUCGUGGUUGCUUCGGGCGGAUACCCUGGCUCUUAUCCAACUGGCAAGGCGAUCACUCUUCAAAAGACUGAUGAGGACGUCAUUGUCUUCCAUGCGGGUACGACUCUCAAAGAGGACAACACAUUGUACACAUCCGGCGGACGCGUCUUGGCCUCCACAGGCAUCGCCAAGGAUCUCCGUGGUGCUGUCGACAAGGCCUAUGCAGGAGUAAACUCAAUCACAUUCGAGGGCAUGUUCUUCCGUCGCGAUAUUGCUCACCGCGCUUUCAAGUUCUUGGCUAAUCAAAGUGCUACAGAUAACCAAAUGACUUAUGCUCAGGCAGGAGUAUCGAUCGAUGCUGGAAACCUAUUAGUCCAAAAGAUCAAGCCCCUUGUCAAGGCCACACGUCGUGUAGGAGCCGAUGGCGAGAUUGGAGGGUUUGGAGGAUUGUUUGAUCUUAAGGCUGCAGGGUUCCAGGACCCCAUCUUGGUCUCAGCUACGGAUGGCGUGGGAACGAAGCUCAAGUUGGCACAAAUGACAGGUAUCCACGACACAAUUGGAAUUGAUGUGGUUGCCAUGAACGUAAACGAUCUAAUUGUCCAGGGAGCAGAGUCACUGUUCUUCCUCGAUUAUUAUGCAUGUGGUAAGCUCGAAGUUGAGGUCGCUAAGGACGUGAUCAAGGGUGUGGCCGAUGGCUGUCUCAUGGCUGGAUGCGCCUUGAUCGGUGGAGAGACCUCAGAGAUGCCUGGAUUGUAUACCCCUGGUGAUUAUGACCUUGCGGGCUUUGCAGUCGGUGCCGUCGAGCGCAACAAGAUCAUUCCCCGUAUGGAUCUGAUUAAACCCGGCGAUAUCCUCUUGGGUCUCACCUCUUCGGGUGCACACUCAAAUGGUUACUCUUUGAUUCGCAAGAUUGUUCAGAAAUCCAACCAGGAAUUGCAUUCCCCCUGCCCUUGGGACAAAACCAAGACUCUGGGUCAGUCACUCUUGACCCCUACUCGUAUCUAUGUCAAACAACUCCUGCCUGUGGUUCGCAAGGAUCUUGUCAAGGCUAUGGCCCAUAUCACCGGCGGUGGCUUUAUUGAUAAUAUCCCUCGUGUCUUGCCCAAGGAGCUUGGCGUCGAGGUCGAUGCUUCGACUUGGCCCUUCCCAGAUGUCUUCAAGUGGAUCAUGGCCACUGGUAAUGUACCACACCGCGAGAUGGCACGCACCUUCAACUGUGGUAUUGGUAUGGUUUUGGUCGUCAACUCUGAAGAUGUCGAGGAGGUCACUGCACUCUGCAGAGCUGAGGGCGAAGUCGUCUAUCAGAUCGGUGUCCUCAAGAGUAGGGAAGACAACAAUGGCGAGGAGGUCGUUAUGCGCAACAUGGAGUCAAGCUGGGUUGCUUAAAAAAAACGCUUUCUCGUUUAUAUUAAAUAUUAGGACGUAUUAUAACUGUAAAUAAAAGAUUAUUCAAUGAGGG
Molecule: messenger RNA, 2636 nt
Organism: Lobosporangium transversale
Lineage: Eukaryota; Fungi; Mortierellomycota; Mortierellomycetes; Mortierellales; Mortierellaceae
Product: bifunctional purine ADE1
Exons: 5
Coding region: 185-2563 (792 amino acids)
Biological process (GO): 'de novo' IMP biosynthetic process; adenine biosynthetic process
Cellular component (GO): cytosol
Molecular function (GO): metal ion binding; phosphoribosylformylglycinamidine cyclo-ligase activity; phosphoribosylamine-glycine ligase activity
Source: RefSeq, a predicted model, not a curated record